This is a messenger RNA of Phodopus roborovskii (desert hamster), 2197 nucleotides long. It is a transcript of the gene Hal, whose product is annotated as histidine ammonia-lyase. Lineage: Eukaryota; Metazoa; Chordata; Mammalia; Rodentia; Cricetidae. Gene Ontology annotation, molecular function: histidine ammonia-lyase activity. Bases 1 to 1974 code for a protein of 657 amino acids. Gene Ontology annotation, biological process: L-histidine catabolic process. Gene Ontology annotation, cellular component: cytoplasm. The transcript has 20 exons. The record is from RefSeq and is a predicted model, not a curated record.
AUGCCUAGGUACACGGUGCACGUGCGAGGGGAAUGGCUGGCGGUGCCCUGCCAGGACGGGAAGCUCACUGUAGGCUGGCUGGGCCGCGAAGCUGUGCGACGCUACAUGAAGAAUAAGCCGGACAAUGGUGGCUUUGCCUCUGUGGAUGAAGUGCGCUUCCUCGUGCGCCGCUGCAAGGGCCUGGGCCUGCUGGACAACGAGGACCUGCUGGAGGUGGCCUUGGAGGACAAUGAGUUCGUCGAAGUGGUCAUUGAAGGCGAUGUAAUGUCUCCAGACUUCAUUCCUUCGCAGCCAGAAGGCGUUUUCCUAUACAGCAAAUACCGGGAGCCUGAAAGGUACAUUGCCUUAGAUGGGGACAGUCUGAGCACCGAGGAUCUGGUCAACUUGGGAAAGGGACGCUACAAGAUAAAGCUCACCUCAACCGCCGAGAAGAAAGUGCAACAGUCCAGGGAAGUCAUUGACAGCAUCAUAAAAGAGCAAACAGUCGUGUAUGGCAUCACCACAGGUUUUGGGAAAUUUGCCAGAACUGUAAUCCCCGUCCACAAACUGCAGGAGCUUCAGGUCAACUUAGUUCGUUCCCAUUCUUCAGGUGUUGGAAAACCACUCAGUCCUGAGAGGUGUCGGAUGCUCUUGGCUUUGAGGAUCAAUGUUUUAGCCAAAGGAUACAGCGGGAUUUCCUUGGAGACCCUGAAACAAGUUAUUGAAGUAUUUAAUGCCUCCUGCCUAUCGUAUGUCCCAGAGAAAGGAACUGUUGGAGCCAGUGGGGACCUUGCGCCACUCUCUCAUCUCGCCCUGGGACUCAUUGGAGAAGGGAAGAUGUGGUCCCCAAAGAGUGGCUGGGCUGAUGCUAAAUAUGUUCUAGAAGCCCACGGGUUGAAACCAGUUGUUCUGAAACCCAAAGAGGGCCUGGCACUCAUUAAUGGCACACAGAUGAUCACCUCCCUGGGCUGUGAAGCUGUAGAACGAGCCAUCGCCAUUGCCCGGCAGGCUGACAUUGUGGCUGCCUUGACCCUUGAGGUUCUGAAGGGUACCACCAAAGCCUUCGAUACUGACAUCCACGCUGUCCGCCCUCACCGCGGGCAAAUUGAAGUUGCUUUUCGGUUCCGGUCACUCUUGGACUCAGAUCACCACCCAUCAGAAAUCGCAGAAAGCCACAGGUUUUGUGACCGCGUCCAGGAUGCAUACACCUUACGCUGCUGUCCACAGGUCCACGGUGUGGUGAAUGAUACCAUAGCAUUUGUGAAGGACAUCAUUACUACAGAACUGAACAGUGCUACAGACAACCCUAUGGUCUUUGCCAGUCGAGGAGAGACAAUCUCAGGAGGGAACUUCCACGGUGAAUACCCAGCCAAAGCCCUGGACUAUUUGGCCAUUGGCGUCCAUGAACUUGCAGCAAUUAGUGAGAGAAGAAUCGAAAGGCUGUGUAACCCCUCCCUCAGCGAGCUGCCUGCCUUCCUGGUGGCUGAAGGAGGGCUGAACUCUGGAUUCAUGAUAGCCCACUGCACCGCAGCAGCCCUGGUGUCUGAGAACAAAGCUCUGUGUCAUCCUUCAUCCGUGGACUCUCUCUCCACCAGCGCUGCCACGGAGGACCACGUCUCCAUGGGAGGAUGGGCAGCCAGGAAGGCCCUCAGGGUCAUCGAGCAUGUCGAACAAGUAUUGGCCAUUGAGCUUCUUGCUGCCUGCCAGGGCAUAGAGUUUCUACGCCCCCUGAAAACGACCACUCCGCUGGAGAAGGUGUAUGACCUGGUGCGCUCCGUAGUCAGGCCCUGGAUAAAAGAUCGCUUCAUGGCCCCGGACAUCGAAGCAGCCCACAGGUUACUCCUGGAGCAAAAGGUUUGGGAAGUUGCUGCACCGUACAUCGAGAAAUACAGAAUGGAACACAUCCCAGAAUCCAGGCCACUUUCUCCAACUGCAUUUUCAUUGGAAUUGCUGCGAAAGAAUUCAGCCACAAUCCCAGAAUCUGACGAUCUCUAGUGGGCUUCCUUGUGGUCGGGCACCUUAGACAUGCCUGAACCCGGAACAGGAGAUGCCGUGUUCUGUAGAACUCAUCUCUUUUCAACCAUGCUCUGGUUAGACCUGUGGCAGCAGUGCAGUCCCUGAACCAAGAGCCUUGUUCUUGUUGCUGUGGUUUGAGUUCUGGCUGUCUUAGGGUUGAGUUGUUUUCUUUCUUGACAAUAUAAAUGGGAUACUUACUCUU